GAGUUGUUGGCACAUCUAGCUCGCGUAGGCAUCGCCCACAGGCACCUUUAGGUCAAGUUCCGUUUAUCAAAACGCCUAAAAACCUAACUGCGUACAAGCAGGAGCUAUUGGGCGCGAGGAAAAUGAGGAUGAAGCUGUGCGUGCUGCUGUUGUUGGCGGGUUUCUGUUUCCAGAGUGGGUCCCUGACUGGUCUGACCUGCAAGACCCCCGCGAUCCUAAAAGCUGCACAGUUAGCCCUGGAUAAGAUCAACGAAGACAGGCAAGAAGGCUACGUAUUCGCCUUUAAUCGGCUCCACGAUGUACAAAAGGAGUCCAGUGACCCAAGUGGGGUGGUGUACAACCUGAUCAUCGAUGUACUGGAAACAAAGUGUCAUGUAAUCAGCAAGAAGAAUCAAAGUGCAUGUAGGAUCAGAGAUCAUGUAAAUCCGAAAUAUGGGAACUGUGAAGCAAAUAUUUUUGUAGAUUCAACUGAACUAAAUGUUGAGCUCAAGAAAUACAGCUGUACCAUACAACCAGUACCAGGCUCAGUCAUUAGGCGCAGAUGUCCGGAUUGUCCUACCGGUGUGAAGCUGAAUCGUCCUCAAGUAUUGCAGGCUGCCGAGGUCUCCCUGAGAAAGUUCAACGAAAAUACCGGCUAUCCGAAUUACUUCGCCCUCCUCAAUGUGACGGCGGCAACAAUGCAGUGGGUUUUUGGUGCAGCCUACUUUGUGGAAUAUACCAUUCAGGAGACAGUGUGCUCUAAGGACACACCUGACGUCAAUGUGUCCCAAUGCAAACUGAUGGACUGUGAAUUUGCUCACAAGGGACUCUGUACAGCCUCUCAUAUCGAUAGAGGAAUGGCAAUCAUGCUAAAACUUCCAGGAGGGUCAGAACCACCGGUCAUGAACCCGACUAUCACUGCGGCUCAGUGUGAAAUCUUCGAACCAGAGGCUGCAAAGACCGAAGAAACGAAACACGCGGAAGAAGGCGCUCACGGCUCCGAUUCGGACAAAGAGCAACAACCCGCAGACCCAUCGCACAAGCACGAGCACAAACACCUGCACCCCCACGAGCACCACCACGACAAGUUGAAGGCCAGCCCCUCUGCCCCAGGGCCCAGAGCCCCACUGGGGACUGUGCAGGUUCUUCCUCCCCCUGAUUUGCCACAGCCGUCUCGAGCUACACCGAGUGCUAGAGGUUGCCCCGGACAAGCUAUUCACAACCUCACUUUAAAUGAUUUCAAGAUCUGAAUGAAAACCGCAGGUAGGCUAGAGCAGUUCACUCAUUAGCUCAGUCAUUUCUUGAUCUGACGUUUGCAUAAUCACCAGCUAAAGUCAUAGACUGCAAGUGUAGCCUAAAGAUUGUACUGUGCUCAAGUACAGGAGUGAAUCAGCUUAGCUCCCUAAAACGAAGGUAAUUGGUCGGAACGAAAAUCAGCUCAAAGACCAGGACUGGAGUUACACCCCUGGGUUACAAUCAUGGGCAUAGGUUUUAUUUCAUCUUUGGGGAAGACACACUGCUAGACCCCCUAGUAUUGAGUAGCCAAAUGUCAAGUCUCACAACCAUACAGGCUAGUCUAGAAAUUAAUUCAUAUAAAAAUAUUGGGGGUGAACCUACAUGUAUAGCUACAGUAAUGAUGAGAACAAGCAAUUCAGCUCUUCUGUACUCAACACCUGCCUACAAUUAAAAAUGUUAUUACCCA
Molecule: messenger RNA, 1681 nt
Organism: Conger conger (European conger)
Lineage: Eukaryota; Metazoa; Chordata; Actinopteri; Anguilliformes; Congridae
Product: fetuin-B-like
Exons: 7
Coding region: 123-1229 (368 amino acids)
Biological process (GO): negative regulation of endopeptidase activity
Cellular component (GO): extracellular region
Molecular function (GO): cysteine-type endopeptidase inhibitor activity
Source: RefSeq, a predicted model, not a curated record